AUGUUGACUGUCCAUAAAAUGCAUUUUAGCAUCUUUCUCCUGCUGUGGGGAUGGAUUUUAUCCACUGAAUGCAGAACCCACCGACAAGGAAAAGAAAUACAUGAGGUAUACAAAAAAGGCAGCCGGCCGCAGCGGCAGAGGCGGGAGGCCCACGGCGAGGCGCACAAGCAAGGCAGCCCAAUCUUAAAGAGAAGCCCUGACAUCACCAAAUCUCCCCUGACGAAGUCAGAGCAGCUGCUGCGAAUAGAUGACCAUGACUUCAGCAUGAGACCAGGUUUUGGAGGCCCUGCAAUCCCUGUUGGGGUGGAUGUUCAAGUUGAAAGUCUGGACAGCAUUUCUGAGGUGGACAUGGACUUCACCAUGACGCUUUAUCUGAGGCACUACUGGAAAGACGAGAGGCUGUCCUUCCCCAGCACCAACAACCAAAGCAUGACCUUUGAUGGCAGGCUGGUGAAGAAGAUCUGGGUCCCCGACAUGUUCUUCGUCCACUCCAAGCGUUCCUUCAUCCACGACACCACCACGGACAAUGUCAUGCUGCGGGUCCAGCCAGAUGGGAAGGUACUUUAUAGCCUCAGAGUUACGGUAACAGCAAUGUGCAACAUGGAUUUUAGUCGCUUUCCCCUGGACACGCAGACAUGUUCCCUGGAGAUUGAAAGCUAUGCCUACACUGAAGAUGACCUUAUGCUCUACUGGAAGAAUGGGAACGAUUCCCUUAAAACAGAUGAGAGGAUAUCGUUGUCCCAGUUCCUGAUUCAAGAGUUUCACACCACCACAAAGCUUGCCUUUUACAGCAGCACAGGGUGGUACAAUCGCCUCUAUAUAAACUUCACAUUACGCCGACACAUCUUCUUCUUCCUGCUUCAAACCUACUUCCCUGCCACUCUCAUGGUCAUGUUGUCCUGGGUGUCCUUCUGGAUUGAUCGACGAGCAGUUCCUGCCAGAGUCCCAUUAGGCAUAACCACCGUGCUGACCAUGUCCACGAUCAUCACUGGGGUGAAUGCCUCCAUGCCUCGUGUUUCCUACAUCAAAGCAGUGGACAUUUACCUGUGGGUCAGUUUUGUGUUUGUCUUCCUCUCGGUGUUGGAAUAUGCGGCUGUGAAUUACCUGACAACGGUGCAAGAGCGGAAGGAGAGGAAGCUUCGGGACAAGCCUGCCUGUGCGUGCAGCCUACCUCAGCCUCGGCCCAUGAUGGUGGACGGCAGCUACAACGACGGGGACGUGAACGAGCUGGGGCACUUCAUGUCCGAGGAUGGGGACAAGCAGGACCGGAUGAUGGUGCAGCUGGCGCUGGGCUCGGAGAGGGGCUCGGCCAGGAGGAAAAACCAGAGAUACGUCAGCAUGCGGAUCGACACCCAUGCCAUCGACAAGUACUCCAGGAUAAUAUUCCCUGGGGCGUACAUUCUAUUUAAUUUGAUAUACUGGUCCAUUUUUUCAUAAAGAUUCGUAACUUCCAUAGUCGCAGAGCUUUCUUUUUGACAUGAAACGAAAGUACGGUCUCACAGGCUAACAGAAAGAAAAUAGGGAAUUGUUUUAAUUAGAAGGACAAUUGAUUUUUUUUUUCUGGAAUUUAAUCUUCUUUUAUUAGAGGCAACUCAUCUGUGGCAUAAAUAAUUGUGGAAGUUUCACAUGUCAGCAAAAUAUAGGAUAUGCAGUCUAAAAUUUUAUACUUAUUUUGAAAUGUGCUAUGUUCCUUCUUGUGCCUCACAGGCCACUGUAAACUAUUUUAACAAGUGACUGUAAUUGCCAGUUGCUUAUAUAUGGUGCAUCCUCCAUUUUGUGCCCCUGAAAUCCUAAUUCUCUGAGUACCUGAGUGCAUGCAUACAUCUCUCAGCUCAGCAGACUGACCACAUUCAAUACCAAUAAAUACAAGAAUAUGCAAAUACUUGCAUGUUUGCAGGACGAGGUCAGAAAUGGUAAUUACAAACACAAAAUAUCCAGUACUGGGAAAUGCUUUGGCAAGGUUACUGAUGGCUACAUCUUUCACAGCUUAAUGCAUGACUCAUUAGCAGUACUGCAUUGACAGGUCCACGUAGCAAUACUUUCAGACUUGUUCUUUGUCUUAAUAGUAUUUAAAACACAGAAAUAUUUCCAAACUGUCUUGACUAAGUUUUUAAAAUAUGAGUUGCAAUGUACAUUUAAUAAGGAAUGAACAAAAGCCUGACUUCCUGUAACGUUAACUAAAUGCUCUGGGAAACACAGGAACUCUCCUUGGAUCUAGUAGUUUAGCUCUUGAGUUUCCUGGGAAUGGGUUUCUCUACAAAAUGAUCCGGUGGAAAUGAUCUGUUGUCUCGGAAAAAAACCCCAAACUACUUCAGGAGAAGCCUCUUUCCUCUGAUAUAGUCUGGGCAUCACCAGCCUGUAUGAGCCUGAAAACCUGUUGCAGCCUGCAAUGCCAGCAGUAGUUGUACUCGCUUCCAGGAAAAUCCAGGUUCAUCUGUUUGCAGUAAAAGCACAAUAGAAAGGUGCUCAACAGCUGACAAAGCAGUAGUAAGGACUUUACAAGGGAUACCAUGCCAAAACCUUUGGAAUGAAGUAAGAAAACGGCUUCCACCAUAAGACAGCAGCUCCACUGCAGACACAGGUACAACUAACAGAAUCUGCUUUCGUGCUGCAUCGUCCUCCAGCAUCCUGCAGCCCACCAUGCCCUCAGAGAAGGGUUAGCACCUUCCGAGGUAGAGCAAGGGGACGCGGCUGGAGCUGGGGGCAGCUGGCACUGAUUUAAGUCCCAGCUCUCAACCCAGUGUCUGCAGAGCAGCCAGCCAGUGUGAAUACACUCCAUAUGGAAAAGACAGAAUCUGUAAUACAGAAGUGAUAAAAUAGUUCAGAAAAACAAGAAUCAGUUGAAUGGAAUCAGGGGCCUUUACAACACCAGCAGCACCAAAGGUGUCUCAGAGUUGUGAUCAUUCAGUUGUUCUGCUGUUACGUGAUAUACACCAGUGUUCACAAAGCUACCUGAGGGUUUGCAUUCACAGGACUUUAAACACACACACACGCUUUUGCACACAGCUGCAGAAUUCAUUACUGCCUGCACAGCAGAUAUUCUUGUGUUUUACAGCUGGAACUGCUCUGAGCAUCAGACCAAAGCAGUUUUGACUUCACAAGGAGAGUGAAUCUUCUUACAGGACACCUGCCCUGGCCUGCCUGUUCUGUCACUCUACCAUCAGCUGUGUGACACAGUCAUUGCAGUUGUUUGAACACUGCUGGUUGUUGUUUUUAUUUCCUAUGUAAAAAAAAGUUACAUAAACAUACGCAGCAUUUCUUACAACUGCUAAAUUGUGACCUGAAAAAACUACCUACACUAAUCUCACACUUACAGCCUACACUCCAUAGCUAAGGCAGUUAAAUCACAAAAACUAAAAAUCAUUGAGACACACCUACCCAUGAGAUAGUUAUACUACCUAUUUCUACAGGGUUUUUUCCCUACAUGCACAGAUACUAUCAUACCUUUGUUUUAU
Messenger RNA from Hirundo rustica (Barn swallow), 3455 nucleotides. It is a transcript of the gene GABRR1, whose product is annotated as gamma-aminobutyric acid type A receptor subunit rho1. Gene Ontology annotation, biological process: signal transduction; nervous system process; regulation of membrane potential. Gene Ontology annotation, molecular function: neurotransmitter receptor activity; extracellular ligand-gated monoatomic ion channel activity; GABA-A receptor activity. The record is from RefSeq and is a predicted model, not a curated record. The transcript has 10 exons. Gene Ontology annotation, cellular component: GABA-A receptor complex; synapse; neuron projection. The coding region runs from base 1 to 1437 and encodes 478 amino acids. NCBI's taxonomy places the organism in Eukaryota, Metazoa, Chordata, Aves, Passeriformes, Hirundinidae.